Molecule: messenger RNA, 1353 nt
Organism: Symbiodinium natans
Lineage: Eukaryota; Dinophyceae; Suessiales; Symbiodiniaceae
Source: the annotation of a GenBank genome assembly
AUGGCCACAGUGACGUGCACCGCGGAGAUGGAGACUUGCUCCGACCUCGGCGCCCAUGCGAAAGACAUCGCUCCCAGCGAAGCGACGGAGCCCCUGGACGACAAGGAGCGGAUGCCUCCCAUGACAUCCUUGGUGCUUCUCUACUACUUCUUGAUGCUUGGGACCAUCAACGUUGUGAUCACCAUCCCGACGGCAAACGACUACGCGGAGAGGUUGGGCGCGGGUCGGCUGUUCGCUGGGCUGAUGCUUGCCGCGCUUCCGAUCCUGAGCAUUGCCGGGAACUUGUUCAACCAGUGGCUCCUCACUUUCGUGCCCUUAAAGCACAUCUGGAUUGUCUCCACACUCUUCACCGUGCUGGGCUCAGUCCUCUACGCCUUGGCUGGCUUGAUGAGGUUCAGGUGGACUCUUCUCAUUGCCAGAGGCCUCAUGGGCUUCUUCGGAGCCUUCAAUCUGCCGGGCAUCUACAUCGCCCACACCGUGGGCAUUCACCGGCGGAGUGAGAUCCUUUUCUACAUCUCCGCGUGCCUCACCCUGGGCUGUGCAGUGGGUCCUGCCUUGGCCGCGAUGUUGGAGGAGUCCAUGAAGUUCAUCAAGGUUCACAACUUGGUCCUGGAUUCCGACACGGUCCCCGGCUGGUUCAUGGCGGCUGUGUACCUCCUCUUCACCGCCAAGAUGGUGCUCUGCUUCAAGGACCUCCCUCGCAGCGCCCACACUCCGUCCCAGGGCCGCACCUUGCAGAGCCCCAGCAGCCGAAAGUCUCGGCUCAGCCUGGGGAGGGUGGCGGCAGCUUGUGCCUGCUUCUGGCAGCUCUUCGUGACCAGCGGCAUCACAACUGGCGUGGAGAUCUUCACCAUCAACGUGGCCCGGCAAACGCUGGGCUGGUCCACUGCCAGAGCGGCCUGGUUCGUGGCGUUGAUCAUGCUGAUCUCUGGGGUCACGAACCUGAGUGUUGGCAAAGUGAUGAACCGCGUGUGCGGCGAUGUGCCAGGGCUGCUCAUCGGACAGCUUCUCGCCUGCUUCUCCUGCGUGUUCCUGUUCAACUUUGACCUGGCCUCGCCCACUUUGCACGUAACGUUGCUCACCAUUGGCCUGGUGUCGGUCCUGGUCAUCCAGGGCCUUGCCAGGGCCUGGGCCAUGAGCAUCUGCUCGAAGAUUGUGCCCGCGGACAUGGUGAACAGCGUGAUGACACACGCCGCGAUCUUCAUGUCCCUGGGUCGGGGAGGUGGCUCGAUCGUGUGCUCGGUCUUGGACCUGGACUUCUUUGCCCCACUCCUGCUUGGCCUCUUCGCAGUGACCCUCGCGAUGUGCUUUGCGACGCGGAAGUACAUGAAGCCGGAUCUUAAAGCAUGCUAG